Callorhinchus milii (elephant shark) is the source of this 688-nucleotide messenger RNA. It is a transcript of the gene pyya, whose product is annotated as peptide YYa. Gene Ontology annotation, biological process: neuropeptide signaling pathway; feeding behavior. NCBI's taxonomy places the organism in Eukaryota, Metazoa, Chordata, Chondrichthyes, Chimaeriformes, Callorhinchidae. The record is from RefSeq and is a predicted model, not a curated record. The transcript has 4 exons. Gene Ontology annotation, molecular function: neuropeptide hormone activity; neuropeptide Y receptor binding. Gene Ontology annotation, cellular component: extracellular region. Bases 125 to 415 code for a protein of 96 amino acids.
ACAAGACAACUGAACAUUACUGAGCAACCGAGAAAGAGAGAGAGAGAGAGACCCAGAGUCAGACAGAGACAAUCUUGUUAGGACUUUCUUUGCUCAUCCAGAGUAAAUCCAGACUUCAGAAACUAUGUCGGCUGCUCAGAAACCAUGGACCACCCUGAUCGUUGUGGCCGUGUGCGUGUUGGUGUGUUUGGGGACCCUGGCGGAAGCCUAUCCCCCCAAACCCGAAAACCCCGGGGAGGAUGCCCCACCGGAGGAGCUGGCCAAGUACUACUCGGCUCUCCGGCACUACAUCAACCUCAUCACACGGCAGAGAUAUGGGAAGAGGGAAAACCCAGAAAGUCUGUCAGAAUCUCUCUUUGAUGACAGCAAGGAUCACACCGGGAGGGAAAGGUAUGAUGACUCUUUGGUGUGGUGAUCCUCUCCCCUUUGUAUCGGGUCAAUCGUUGUGUCUUUGGGUUGUAAUUACAAUAACAGAAAAGACCUGGCCUUUUCCGGACGAAAUGAAAAGGUUUCCGAGGAUCGCUAUUUGCAAGCCUUUCCCUCACGCAUCGAGAAACCAUUGAAGCUUUUUUUUUUGUGGCAGGCAAUUGUACAUAAUUUAUUGUUAAAUAUGAUAUACUGCAAUCAAAACACCAAACCUCCCCUAACCCUAACCCUAACUCUCCCCCCACUCCCCCGCCUCUGUCUG